Monopterus albus (swamp eel) is the source of this 3103-nucleotide messenger RNA. It is a transcript of the gene zdhhc18a, whose product is annotated as zDHHC palmitoyltransferase 18a. Lineage: Eukaryota; Metazoa; Chordata; Actinopteri; Synbranchiformes; Synbranchidae. The coding region runs from base 300 to 1733 and encodes 477 amino acids. Gene Ontology annotation, molecular function: protein-cysteine S-palmitoyltransferase activity. The record is from RefSeq and is a predicted model, not a curated record. Gene Ontology annotation, biological process: peptidyl-L-cysteine S-palmitoylation; protein targeting to membrane. The transcript is spliced from 10 exons. Gene Ontology annotation, cellular component: Golgi apparatus; endoplasmic reticulum.
GAGGAAAAAGAAGAAGAAAAAAAGGAAGUGGAAGCAUAAACUGCUGCUGCAUCAAGCUGAAGCUCGUUUGUUUGUGUUGAUUUCGUGUUAAAAGACGACCUUAUAUAUUAAAAUGAGUACUAAUAUUUAUAGGCUGUUUUAAUUUCAAUACCAAAGAUGGUUGUUAACCUUGAGUUAACUCUGGAACUGGUCAGCUCAUAACACUCAACUACGGAAAAGAAUGCUUUUGCUGGGGCGCUAGCUAGCUACCGCUAACGUUAGCUUUAAAGCUACCUCCGAACCGUGUCGAUACCGUUUACAUGAUGAAGAACUGCGAGUACCAGCAGAUCGACCCUCGGGCGCUGACGGUAUCACCCUCGUCGGCACAGAUCCACACCGUGAAGAAAGUGCAGCGACUGCGGAGGAAAUGGGAAGUGUUCCCAGGAAAGAACAGGUUUCUCUGCGAUGGACGGUUCAUCCUGGCCAGACAAAGUGGUGUCCUUCCUCUGACACUGGGCCUUAUUAUUGUCACUUGUUGCCUUUUCUUUGCAUUCGAUUGCCCGUUUCUUGUGGAGCAUCUGACUGUCUUUAUACCUGUGAUUGGUGGGAUGCUUUUUCUAUUUGUGACCAUCUCCCUGCUGCGAACCAGUUUUACAGACCCAGGGAUUCUACCUAGGGCCACCCCAGAUGAAGCUGCAGACAUAGAGAAGCAGAUAGAUACCUCAGGAUCAUCUACUUAUCGCCCUCCUCCACGGACCAAGGAGAUCCUUAUCAAUCAGCAGGUGGUAAAGCUCAAAUACUGCUUCACUUGUAAAAUGUUCCGCCCCCCUCGGACCUCCCACUGCAGCCUUUGUGACAACUGUGUGGAACGGUUUGAUCAUCACUGCCCGUGGGUGGGGAACUGUGUGGGCAAGCGAAAUUACCGCUUUUUCUACAGCUUCAUCGUCUCUCUGUCAUUUCUGACAUCUUUCAUAUUUGGUUGCGUCAUCACACACAUUACCCUGCGCUAUCAAGCAGGUAAAAGCAUUCUUCAAGCCAUUCAAGAGAGCCCUGCCAGUGUGGUGGAGCUGGUGAUUUGUUUCUUUUCCAUCUGGUCUAUACUGGGCCUCUCAGGCUUCCAUACCUACUUAGUUGCAUCCAACCUCACAACAAAUGAAGAUAUAAAGGGCUCUUGGUCGAGUAAAAGGGGGACAGAGGACUCUGGGAACCCAUACAGUUACAACAGUAUUAUAACCAACUGCUGUGCAACAUUAUGUGGCCCCAUGCCCCCAAGUCUGAUUGACAGAAGAGGAUUCCUGCCUCCUGAUGAGGCAGGCCCUGCUGCCUCUACCUCGGAGAUAGAGCUGCCUCCCUUUGCGGCCAAGAAUGGCACACACAUGUGCACUCAGAGCACCAAGGAUGUACUGGAAAGGAUGGUCCACUCCUCUGAAUUUCAAGGCCUGUGCCCCCCUGGCAUCCCAAAGACCACCCCUCUGGGUCUGGAGGGUUCCAACACAGCAGCACCUUCAACAGAGCCUUUACCUUCUGCAGGCUGCUCACGACACCAUGCCUGCCAUUCCGUGGUUACGCCUUGUCCCCCGUUCAGUAGAAGCAGCAGGAGGGACUCGCUGCACUCCAUCAACCCAGCCUUUCGUCUGGCUUCUCCCUCACCUUCAUUGAGCCACACCACCUUGAUUCUGGGCGAUGCACCUGACAUGGGCUUUAUCCUACCCAGAGAGCACCCGCUAACCACAGGAGAAGACGAAGAGUCAUAGUGGACUUGUACUGCUGUACUCAACACUGCUCUGUAUCACUGACAAUGUUUUUGACUACUGAAGAAUUUUUUUCAUAGUGGUGGUCAUGCUGUGCGUUGCCGUUUGGGUAUCUCAUGAUUCUAAUGAAUUAAUUAAGCAUUACCUGGAGGGUGUAAUGUUCUCUGAGUUACAUCAACAGUGUCCUGUUGUGUGUGUCCUUCGGGAUGGAAGUAAAUCUUAGUAACACUUGGAAGCACAAUACAGCAGUAUUUUUAAGCACCUUUUUAUUAAGACACCCAGAACAUGCCUCCACACCUUCCACUGAACCUCAAAGCGGCAGUGCUUAAGUUGCUGGUAGUAUCUUAUACAAGCAGGUCUUUAAAUCUGGGGAUACUGUAGAUGUGAAAGGUACAGAAAAAACAGUUUAGAGUUAGUAAACUGGUAUGCUCAGGAUAGUGAGGAAUUUCAAGAUUUAGCCUUAUGUCAUGUUCUGUUAUGUCCUGUGAUCUAGGGCUGUGUUAUCACAGUGUCACUGGGUGGAUACAGUUUGACUAGAUAAAUGAGUAAUCAGUUUGAGGGAGGAUGGAAAGGUGCAGCUUUUAUUUUAUUUCUAUUAAAUCAUAUAGUUUUGUGUACUGUGUAAUCCGUUCUGCAUAUACUGCAGGUAAACUGAAUAUGUUUCAUGGAUAAAGGCUACGUAUUGACUGAAGUGUGUAGCAUUUCAGAAAUAGCUGCUCCACAUAUCAUAUAAUCACCACUUUGUUGUGCUAUCUGAUUUGCGGGAUGUCAAAUCAAAUUCAAAUGUGUGCAGCGUAGCAGGGCUUGGAUUGCAGUAUUUAACACUGACACACUGUUUCCUAUUGCUGCGAUCUACUUUUUUCUUUGCACAUCCACAGUUCAUUACCAGUCUUGAGUGCGUUGGUGGUUAGCACAGAUUCAGCAUUUGGACAAUUUCAGGCAGAGUAAUGUUUUAGGAAUGUUGACGAGAGCUGUUGCACGGCAAACAGUCAUUUUCAUGGCUGUGAUCUUAUAGCAUGCAGUGCACCAUUCUGUCUACCAUGGUAGAGUAAGUAGCAGGAGCUAACUUGUGCCACUAGGGGGCAAGAUAUGAACAAGGGUCACAGCCUAGUCAGGACAAUUUAGUAGCAUGAGAAUAAAGACCUUUUUAUCUUUUAUUUAUUUUUGCUGAGUGUUAAAGAUGUACAUAUGUUUGUGAAGAACCAUAGUCUUUGUCAUUAAUUUAUCAGUGUGCAUCAAGACCAAUAGGUUGUGUAGAGAUCAUUACAAGCAGCGCUUGUAUGUAACAGUGGAACUGUAACAUUUGGUCAAUAAAAAUGAUCAAAUGUUCUGCUGUCUGCCUCCACCCCACCCUGACUCUUCUUUCUGUUAAG